Molecule: messenger RNA, 4194 nt
Organism: Pseudoliparis swirei
Lineage: Eukaryota; Metazoa; Chordata; Actinopteri; Perciformes; Liparidae
Gene: cds1
Product: CDP-diacylglycerol synthase (phosphatidate cytidylyltransferase) 1
Exons: 13
Coding region: 127-1473 (448 amino acids)
Cellular component (GO): endoplasmic reticulum membrane
Molecular function (GO): phosphatidate cytidylyltransferase activity
Source: RefSeq, a predicted model, not a curated record
UUCACCUGAGGAGAAAACAAUCAGGAUUUAUUACCCUACCACCACUCCAAACUCCCCCUUUCUCCCCCCCCCCUCCCUCCCUCUCGGACUCGGCUUAUGUGACACAUUAACGAAAACGAGCGAAACAUGACGGAGCUGAGGAGGCGAGGCGCCGGCGGAGGAGACCCGGACAGCACCGACAAUACCAGCGACAAGGAGGCAGAUGGGGACGACAGGCUGGGCCUGCAAGGCGACGCGGAGGGAGAAAGCGACUCCAAAUCCGACGCUCCGGAUGUUCCCCUCUCCACGGACAACACGCCGCAGUACCUGAACAAGGCUCUGGAGGGCCUGCCGCCCAGAUGGAAGAACUACUGGAUCCGAGGGGUUCUGUCCGUGGCCAUGAUCUCCGGCUUCUGCGUCAUCAUCUACAUGGGACCCUUCGCUCUAAUAUUGGUGGUCAUGACUGUCCAGAUCAAGUGUUUCCAGGAGAUCAUCGGCUACCGAGUGUACCACUCCUACGAGCUGCCCUGGUUCCGGACGCUGAGCUGGUACUUCCUAAUUUGCGUCAACUAUUUCUUCUACGGGGAAACGGUCGCAGAUUACUUUGGGGCUCUGGUGCAGAGGGAGGAGCCUCUGCAGUUCCUGUCUCGCUACCACCGCUUCAUCUCCUUCGCCUUGUACCUCGCAGGUUUCUGCAUGUUUGUGCUGAGUUUAGUGAAGAAACAUUACCGCCUGCAGUUUUAUAUGUUUGCGUGGACUCAUGUGACGUUGCUGAUCGUGGUGACUCAGUCGCACCUCGUCAUCCAGAACCUGUUUGAAGGAAUGAUCUGGUUCAUUGUCCCGAUCUCCAUCGUCAUCUGCAACGACAUCAUGGCCUACCUGUUCGGCUUCUUCUUCGGGAGGACUCCGCUGAUCAAGCUCUCCCCCAAGAAGACUUGGGAGGGCUUCAUCGGAGGUUUCUUUGGCACGUUGAUCUUCGGCUUCUUCCUGGCCCACCUGCUGUCUCAGUUCCAGACCUUCGUGUGCCCUGUGGGCUUCAACAGCGACACCAACGGCUUCAUGGUGGAGUGCGAGCCGUCGGAGAUCUUCGUUAUGACGGAGUACACGCUGCCCGCCGCGCUGCAGAACAUUCUGGCAUGGAAGACCGUGAAGAUGUACCCGUUCCAGAUCCACAGCGUCUUCCUCUCGUCCUUCGGCUCGCUCAUCGGGCCGUUCGGCGGCUUCUUCGCCAGCGGCUUCAAGCGAGCCUUCAAAAUAAAAGACUUUGCCAACACCAUCCCGGGUCACGGCGGCAUCAUGGAUCGAUUCGACUGCCAGUACCUGAUGGCCACCUUCACCCACGUCUACAUCGCCAGCUUCAUCAGGGGGCCGAACCCCAGCAAAGUGCUGCAGCAGCUGCUGCUGCUGCAUCCCGCCCAGCAGCUCGGCAUCUUCCACACGCUGCACUCCCACCUGAGGGAGCGCGGCAUGCUUCCCCCUGCUGGCGCCCAAUGAAGAGCACGCCCACUGGAGAGAGAGCGUGUCUGUGUGAGACUGGUGUCAGCAUGUACACACACACACACACACACACACACACACACACACACACACACUCUUAAAGUAUCUCAGAGCGACGGCUCUACAUUCGACUUUUCCAACCAGCUCAUGACUCUGAAUCGGAGGAGACUCUUUCGUGACUAUGUGGUCGGAAAAGAAAAACCCAGACGCAGACGACGGCAACAACAACAACAACAACAACAACAUCACCGUGGCUCCGGUUGCUGUGCACUCGGCACGUGGACUCCAGCACGCUUUCGAAUGGGACCGAAGAGGAAAACGUACCCUCUGACUCUGGAGCACGCGUUCCCUUUUUGUCCGUGGACGGCGGACAUUUGCACUGACUUCAGCCGGACAGGCGGUUUCUUUUUAAAGAAGCUUUUACCGGCGUGAAACUGGAGCCCCGAAGUGUUUCGCAACAGAACUAGAGACUGUGUGUGUGUGGGGGCGGAGCAAUGAUGCAGCAAGGUCGUCCCGAUCCCAUUUUCUACACCCUGCUCCUAUUUAACGGUCCUCGCCGCGUAAAGGACUCGCGUAGCAUGUACGCGAGUCCUAUCGGCCAUCUUUUUUUCUCCUCUUCCGCGGCGGGAAGCUUUUUAGCUUUUUAAGAAACGACUCGCACAAGUAACGCCGGUGGACCGAAGGCAUGCGAACGCAUCAGCACUCGAGUUAAACACCCUGUACAUAAAUAUACUGACCACAUAUUUAGCCGAGCAAAUACCUAAUAAUAUAACUACCUGUGUGAGCUUCUGGGGGGGAGGGCGGGGCUUAUGAAAAAUGAUAUGCAAGAGUAGAGCCGUAACUCCUUUUGUAGUUUUGCCUUUUAGCAUGAACACUUUAGAUUUCUAUGAGGUUAUGGACGUAGAUGUUGCUGCUGGUUUUAGAGGGUGUUGCUGGGUAGACUUUAAGAAUUAAAAGGAAUACUUUUGACGUUUUGGGGAAAAUCUGAGGUGAAAAGCGUAAAGAAGACUUUUUUAAAACCAUUUUCAAAAUUUCUCACCUGGGACCUCUGUUCCUUUUUUGUCUUUUUGUUGCUACGCUUGAGAUUGAAAAGUCCCAAAAAAAUGACAUAACGAGUCAGACGAGGAGAGGGGGGGGGGGGGAAUAUUCAGGGCGGAAACUGAAAAUGUCCAAGAUUAAAAUUGUUAAUUAUUGAGGGAAUAUUAUCAGAGAUUAAAGUUAGUAAAUUUACCCAAAACCUCCAAAAAGUAAGUUUAUUAUUUUUAUUAAAAAUUAAAAAAUUGUCUAUAUUCUGAAAUCAUGAAUAACAUGUAUUAAAUUAAUAUUUCUUUAUUUUUUUUCUCUAAAUAUAACGCCCCACCCCGACCUGUUGAUACCUUCAUAGUUUGACCUUUAAUGACACUAAUGAGCCGCCACUCAGUUGAAGUAUCUGUAAAAUGAGUUUGGGCGCUUUGAAUCUUUAAUCUUUACCAUAAAUGUGCUCGUGACUCGUAAAUCCGUCCGCACUCUUAGUUUACAUGUUCUGAUGAAGGAGUUCAAGAGCUUCAUGUACAAACACGUUACCCCAAAUGGUGAACUGGCCCUUUAAGAGAUGAAGAGGCUGAGCUUCCUUCGCCAAUUUAACCAAUGAUUGAUGAUGCACUGCAGUGGAUGCAAUGUUUGUGAAACUGUUUUAAAAAAAGGAAAAUCUUGCUAUUUUAAAGACUUCUUGUGCAUUACGUCACUGUUAAAUUAUUAUCUUUUGAAUGUAGUUUGCUGUAAAACUUUUCAACGUUUGUUUUCUAUAGAUAUAUAUAUUACAUAUAAAUUAAUAUAUAUAUAUAUAUAAAUAUAUAUUACUACCAAAGCACUGUCUGAUUUAAAUCUGAUUUCCUUGUUAUUGCAACGAGGGGGGGGGGGGGGGCUUCAGUCAUUAGGAUGAAGACGACGUUCUAAUUUAUUUGUCUGGUUUGUUCUCGUCAUGUUUUCAUCAUUUAUUUGAGGGUGUUUGUUUAUUUUAUUUUUUAAUUUGCUGUGUGGAUUUCUGGGACCAGCUCUAAUGUACUGUAUGGAUCUAUCACACACACACAGUCGUUAUGUAGUCUUAAGUGUGCCUCUGGAAUAAUGUGUUUUAAAAGGUUUACAUUUAAAUGAUGAAAAAACAUUUUAACCAUGGAAACUAUUAAGAAUUAGAACUUAAUCAUCUAAACUAUUUAACUUGUUAAUUUUCUUUUCUUAUAUUCUUACAUUUAAUUUUCAAUAAUCUUUAAUCUUUCCACUCAAGAGUUUUUGAUAGAAACUUUUUUUCUAAAAAAGACAAUAUUCACAGUUAUAGAUAUUUUUCAUAUUUAUCAUUGGUUAUUAUUAUUAUAUUUACAAUUAAGAAGUGUAUUAUUCCAUUGGCCUACUCCAGAUUUUUCAGAAAUAGAUCAAAAUUGUUGUUGCGGACUAAUUUAUAUUUUUAUUCAAAAAAAUAAUGUUUUAUUUUCCCAAAUGUCAGAUUGUUUGUUCGCUCGUCUUUUUAAUUUAUCAUAUUGUGAAUAUUUGAUUUGAGCAGAAAUGUUUUCCACUGAAAAUCGAUUAUCUUUGAAGUGAAUAAGACAGUGAGGAGGUAUGUUGUUAUUAAAGGAUCAUGUGUGGACCACAUACUGAGAUCUUCUCGGGGCUGUUUGUGACGCCGUUUACUGGACGAGGUGAAUAAAGUUUUUUUUCUUCUUUAAAUAAAUAUUUGGGGCGUGA